AAUUUAAUUGUUAAAGCUCAUCGCAAUUCGUUAAAAACACACGAGUUCUUAUAGUUUUCUUUAUCAAUUUUAGUGCUUAGAGUCGUAAAAUGAUAACAGCACGAAUUGUUUAUAAACUCAAACCUUUGUUUUGUUUUAAGCAUUCCAAUCAAAACUGUCUCAAAAGUGAAAGGUACCAAAAAUUAUCAAUCAACAAUAAUGGAUACAUGGAUCCCAUACUCAUCAAGCAUUGAUCGUUCAUCCUUGGUUUUUGUCGGAACUGACUAUGAUGGAUCACCAAUGUAUGUUGGUCGUGCUCAUCAUUCAGGAGAUUUAAUUCCUGGAAAAUUACUUUCAAGCACUCAUCGCUGUCAUGUUCCAUACGAUGGACAUGAAUUUUCACUUGAAAUUUCUGAAGUGCUUUUCAACAACAACAACAACUACGCUUGGGUAGCCAGCUCAAAUGGAAAUAUUCCACCAAAUGCUGUUCCAGGUGGUCAAACAUCAAGCGGAGAAAUUUUAUAUGUUGGACGUGCAACGCAUAAUGGACUUGUAACUCCUGGAAAAAUUCAUCCAUCACAUCGAUGCUUGUAUUUGCCAUUUGGAUGGAAGGAACAUAGCUAUUCAAACUAUGAAGUUCUUGUUAAACAAUCGCAUAACUGUGUUCCUCCUCCAAUUGCUGUAUGUCCACCAAUUCAUCCUCCAUUUUUUCCACCAAAAAAUCCACCUUGCAAUUGUCAUAAUAGACCACAUCAUGGUAACCCAUUAUGUCAUUGUAGACCAGUAAGUCCUUCUCCAAUUGCUGUGUGUCCCCCACCGAUUCAACUUCCUGUCUGUCCACCAUUUAGACCAAAUCAUCAUCAUGGUCAUCACGGACAUAAACAUAGAAAGUGCUAGUUUACGUGAAUAAACUGUUUUUAAUUUUUAAACGACAAUGACCAAAUUUGAGAUACCCAAAUAAAAUAUUAAUCUACUUAAAAUCAACGCUUUCCUUUUGCCUAAAUUACUCAGAAACAAAAUGUCCUCGAAGUCUUUCAUUUAUUGCUGUAAUUAC
Messenger RNA from Chironomus riparius, 1033 nucleotides. The record is from the annotation of a GenBank genome assembly. Lineage: Eukaryota; Metazoa; Arthropoda; Insecta; Diptera; Chironomidae.